Dama dama (fallow deer) is the source of this 417-nucleotide messenger RNA. It is a transcript of the gene TSHB, whose product is annotated as thyroid stimulating hormone subunit beta. The transcript is spliced from 2 exons. NCBI's taxonomy places the organism in Eukaryota, Metazoa, Chordata, Mammalia, Artiodactyla, Cervidae. The record is from RefSeq and is a predicted model, not a curated record. Gene Ontology annotation, cellular component: extracellular region; cytoplasm. Gene Ontology annotation, biological process: G protein-coupled receptor signaling pathway. Bases 1 to 417 code for a protein of 138 amino acids. Gene Ontology annotation, molecular function: hormone activity.
AUGACUGCUAUCUUCCUGAUGUCCAUGAUUUUUGGCCUUGCAUGUGGACAAGCAAUGUCUUUUUGUAUUCCAACUGAGUAUACUAUGCAUGUCGAAAGGAAAGAAUGUGCUUACUGCCUAACCAUCAACACCACCAUCUGUGCUGGAUAUUGUAUGACACGGGAUGUCAAUGGCAAGCUGUUUCUUCCCAAAUAUGCCCUGUCUCAGGAUGUCUGUACAUACAGAGACUUCAUGUACAAGACUGCAGAAAUACCAGGAUGCCCACGCCAUGUUACUCCUUAUUUCUCCUACCCUGUAGCUAUAAGCUGUAAGUGUGGCAAGUGUAAUACUGACUAUAGUGAUUGUAUACAUGAGGCCAUCAAAACAAACUACUGUACCAAACCUCAGAAGUCCUAUGUGGUGGGAUUUUCUAUCUAA